This is a messenger RNA of Gasterosteus aculeatus aculeatus (three-spined stickleback), 1973 nucleotides long. It is a transcript of the gene ubxn10, whose product is annotated as UBX domain protein 10. NCBI's taxonomy places the organism in Eukaryota, Metazoa, Chordata, Actinopteri, Perciformes, Gasterosteidae. The record is from RefSeq and is a predicted model, not a curated record. Gene Ontology annotation, molecular function: protein binding.
CCUCGCUGACGCUAAAAGAGAGGCACUUCGAGCAUAAACUGGACGUAAAAGCGAACAAGCUGAAUUUCCAGCGGUUUAACCUUUAAUUGAGCUUCAGGGACAUGAUUUCUUCCGUGUAGUGAGCCGACUUCUGACCGUCGGGGUAUCGUUGCCUUCGACUCUUAUUGUGAAGGACUGGAGCCAAGAAACGACGGUUAAUUCUCACCCCAAGGGGCUAUUUUCAACUCUCCCGUUGCCACCGAUGCAUCUGACGAGGCCAAAGUCCUCCAAAGGGCGAAGCAGACCGUCUGUUGACGACUCUUCGCAUUCCGGCGGCGUCGACGCCACACGGAGUGUGCAAUCUGUGUCUCCAGAUUGUCCCGCGUCCAGCAGGCCGAGCAGAUCCCUGCGCUCCCAGUCCCAACCCACUAUGAGGAGGCAGGAGGACGGGGCCCUGCCGGUGCUGCAACACGCUCCCGACGCUCCGCCGCCGCCCUUAAACAAGUACACGGUUCUCCCGUCCAUAGGCGGAAGGCAGUCAGGUGUCAGUCCCGGCAAAAACACGUCCACGCGGCUGUCUUACGCCGCUGUCCUGCAGCGCGAUCGGCCCACGAGGGACAGGGACACGACCCGGACCAGCGGCUCUGAGGUGGGCGGGGGGGCUGGGCCUAAGCCCCUCGACCGGGCACCGACUACGACAGAGGAGAGGGGCAGUUUGCUGCUGGCCAUCCGGGCGCCGUGCGGUAGGAGGUUUGAGCGGCACUUUGACCCCACGGACACGCUGCUGGCGGUGAGAGCCAGCGCGGAGCUCAGGUACGAAGCCGAGUACGGAGGCGCUUCCAUCGAGACCAUGGACGUGCCACGCAGGACCUUCACGGACAUGGGCAUGAGCUUGGCCCAGUGCGGCAUCUUGAACAGAUCGCUGCUGUGCAUCUCGCAGGAUUAAAGUGCACGAGUGAACUUAAAUGUUGCGUUUGUUCGUGUUGUUAGAUGUGACCUUUAACUUUGGGUGUUUGAGCGUCACGUUGCAGAAUGAUGCAGGAGUUGAUGAGGUCGAAGACAUUUUGUGUCCAGCAGUUCAUGAGAUUAAAAAAGAAGAAGGUUGGAUUCGGCCCAAUGUGGGACAAUCAGCAACGGUCACAUUUAUUUUUCUGAAUCUGCAUUCACGAUCAUAUUUUUCAGAGCAGUUAGAUCCACUAAUGUAAGUUGUUUUGCUGCACCUUUGCUCAGAACACUAUAAAAAAGGUAUCCCGGGUGGCCUUAUAUAUCCACAGUUGGCCUGUGAGGACAUUUCAAAUUACAAGUAUACUUUAUUCAUUCCAAAUAGGAGGUAAUUAGUAAAUUAACAAAUUGUCUGCAGUCAGUUAUCAAUAUCAAGAAUCUUGUAUUCAAUACUAAAGCAUAAGAGAAACAAAAUACAGGUUGUUGCAUUAAUCGUAGUUUCUGUUGUGAAUGUUCUGAUAUGCCAAAUAUGGUUUGAACAGUACAGCCAAUAGAUGGAGAACUAUUGACUCAACUUUUAUCACAACUUCUAAAAUGGGUACAUAACUAGUUAAUCCUGUGAAUGAUUAUUGAUUUUGCAGAUUUGUAUGUGCUGAGCAACUAGUUGGGAUACGGUAACUUGCAGAGACACUAUAGUAGUUAGUGCACCAUGACCAGGACAGCUGUGGGUCUCUUUCACAGAGGGGCUAAUGACACGCCACAGAGGUUAAAGCACAGGCAUAAUUAUCAAAAUUAGCAGUGACACCCGUCUCCUUAGCAACACUGGUUCUUUUCUUAGAGUCAAAAUGACAUUCAUACUGAAUGGAUCCAUAAAAUCCUUUCUAGAUAGAUGAAAGCUGUGUGAGGAGUUAAGGUAAGACAAUAUGAAGUCGAUCUGCUCACUCUGGCAACGGAAGAGAGAGAAUUUAGAAGUUACAAGUUACCUGUGUUUUGAACAUAUUCUACAUUACCUGAAAAAAAAAUACAUUUUUAUUAAAUAUUGUUUUAUAAAA